Prorocentrum cordatum is the source of this 825-nucleotide messenger RNA. The record is from the annotation of a GenBank genome assembly. NCBI's taxonomy places the organism in Eukaryota, Dinophyceae, Prorocentrales, Prorocentraceae.
AGCUGCCUGGCCUGCUCCGCCAGGGUUCUCGGGGCCUGACAGCUCGGGCUGGUCCUAGUUGCUCGGCGCUGGGGCUCCAGGUUCUCCUGGGUUCCCUGGCUCGUCCUGUGCCGGGCGCGGCGCUUCGGCUAGGCAGGAUCAUCAACACCAUGAGCACGGUGCACCCGAUGGUGCUUGUGCUGGUCGAGAUGGCAAGGCGCAUGCCGAAGUGGGCCCAGGCAGAGGGGCGCCACGUGGCCCUCUGGAGCAGGUCUAACGACGCACUGGUAGUGGCCGCGGCGCCACCCUUCCGCGGCGCUGGUCCGCCGGGCGGCCUCGACAAUUGCAUCGACCACGCGGCCUGGACUAUCGCAGGACAGCUGCUCCCGCAGGGCCGGCUGCGGCUCGAGCCGCCCGGGGAGCUGAACGCUGUGCGCGCCGUCCUCAGGGGCUGGCGCAUCCGCGACGCCGCCCCGGAUUGGGCGGCGUGGAAGCGCCUUUUCAGCGGCGCGGUCAUGGGGCCGAUGGUGCGCUCAGCCUUCGCCCGGGAGGCUUGUCGCGCAGCGGGGCGGGUGACCGACGCGAGGCCUGCUUUCGUCAGCGAGUUCAUCCGGGCGAGGAUGGUGCGGUUCAACGCGAGGUUGUUCCAGGUCGAGCGCGUGCUGGCCGCGCCCCCGCGCCCCUCGUCGCAGGGGCCCCCGUCGAUUCCGCCCCGGCAGCGCUGGGGCGAUGGGGGUGGCUCGCAGCGGCGACGCAGCAGGCGGCUCAGGAUGGCGACCAUCUCUGCCGCCACCGUGCUGGCGGCGCACUGGCAGCAGGGCGCCGAUCGGUUCGCGUGGGCGCGCG